GAGUUCAAGAAUUGGGGUGCAUGGUCAGCUUGUAGCAAAGCGUGUGGAGGAGGCAAGCGAAGCAGGAGCAGAGAGUGUUCAUCGACGGGUGACAUUCCAUGCUCUGACGAUACUACAGAAGAGGAAGACUGUAACACAAAUGCCUGCGCUACAAACGUGAUGAGGUGCUACUAUUGCAAAGGGAAAAAGAAUAGCGAUUGCACGAAGACCGAAACAUGUAAACAGGACGAAAAGUCCUGUGAAACCAAGAUCAAACGGAAUGGAGCUGACAUCGAGAAGAAAUGCAAGAAAACAAAAGACUGUAAGCCUAAAUGUGACAAGAAAGAUAAGGACUGUACCCUGUGUUGUACUGGAGACUUGUGUAACAAGGACCAAGGUUAUGCCGAGUUCAAGAAUUGGGGUGCGUGGUCAUCUUGUAGCAAAGCGUGUGGAGGAGGCAAGCGAAGCAAGAGCAGAGAGUGUUCAUCGACGGGUGACAUUCCAUGCUCUGACGAUACUACAGAAGAGGAAGACUGUAACACAAAUGCCUGCGCUACAAACGUGAUGAGAUGCUACUAUUGCAAAGGGAAAAAGAAUAGCGAUUGCACGAAGACCGAAACAUGUAAACAGGACGAACAGUCCUGUGAAACUAAGAUCAAACGGAAUGGAGCUGACAUCGAGAAGAAAUGCAAGAAAACAAAAGACUGUAAGCCUAAAUGUCACAAGAAAGAUAAGGACUGUACCCUGUGUUGUACUGGAGACUUGUGUAACAAGGACCAAGGUUAUGCCGAGUUCAAGAAUUGGGGUGCAUGGUCAUCCUGUAGCAAAGCGUGUGGAGGAGGCAAGCGAAGCAGGAACAGAGAGUGUUCAUCGACGGGUGACAUUCCAUGCUCUGACGAUACUACAGAAGAGGAAGACUGUAACACAAAUGCCUGCGCUACAAACGUGAUGAGAUGCUACUAUUGCAAAGGGAAAAAGAAUAGCGAUUGCACGAAGACCGAAACAUGUAAACAGGACGAAAAGUCCUGUGAAACCAAGAUCAAACGGAAUGGAGCUGACAUCGAGAAGAAAUGCAAGAAAACAAAAGACUGUAAGCCUAAAUGUGACAAGAAAGAUAAGGACUGUACCCUGUGUUGUACUGGAGACUUGUGUAACAAGGACCAAGGUUAUGCCGAGUUCAAGAAUUGGGGUGCGUGGUCAUCUUGCAGCAAAGCGUGUGGAGGAGGCAAGCGAAGCAGGAGCAGAGAGUGUUCAUCGACGGGUGACAUUCCAUGCUCUGACGAUACUACAGAAGAGGAAGACUGUAACACAAAUGCCUGCGCUACAAACGGUCAGAGAUGUUACUUAAGUUAG
This is a messenger RNA of Magallana angulata, 1332 nucleotides long. RefSeq names its product A disintegrin and metalloproteinase with thrombospondin motifs adt-2-like. The record is from RefSeq and is a predicted model, not a curated record. Bases 160 to 1332 code for a protein of 390 amino acids. NCBI's taxonomy places the organism in Eukaryota, Metazoa, Mollusca, Bivalvia, Ostreida, Ostreidae. The transcript is spliced from 10 exons.